UCUAGAUACCCGGAGGCGGACACCUCGUUUUCGAAUCGUCUCUUUCGCAAUUCACGACGCAUGCUCUCGCGCUUCUUCUAGCUCUCCUAGUACCUUCUUUUCCCCCAAGCAACCAAGCGGUGUAUGCACGCAUUAUCCCCUUCGCCUCUUCUUCCGUCUCUCCCCUCUCUUCUUCUUCUCCUUCUUCAGCUAUCGGGUCAGUAGCAGUGUACCAGGAGUACCGGCCACCAACCACACAAGCUCAUCUCCAAGGAACGAAGCUUUAUUUCCCCCACGGACUGGUCCGAUCGGAUGGGUCAAGACGAGCGGCAGGAUCGAGAAGUGGCACCGCAGGCACAGAUGGAGCAGGAGGAGCGCCAGGGGCCGGAGACGGCGGCCCACGAGGCGAUCUUCUCCUGCGACUACUGCAGCGGCGCCCGCGCCGUGGUCUACUGCCGCGCCGACAGCGCCAGGCUCUGCCUGCCAUGCGACCGCCACGUGCACGCCGCCAACGCCGUCUGCUCCCGCCAUGCGCGCGCCCCGCUCUGCGCCGCCUGCAGCGCCGCCGGGGCCGUCUUCCGCAGCGGCGCCACCGCCUUAUUCCUCUGCUCCAACUGCGACUUCGGGAGGAACCGCGAAGGCGAGCAGCCGCCGCUCCACGACCGCUGCACGGUCCAGGCCUACACGGGCCGGCCCUCGGCCCACGACCUCGCCGCGCUCCUCGGGGUCCCCGACUUCGAGAAGCCGCCGGCCGACCAGGGUUGGUGGACCAUCUGGGAGGAGCCCCAGGUGUUCAGCCUCCAGGAUCUCAUCGUGCCCACCACUUCCUGCCAUGGAUUCCAGCCCCUCGUCACGCCCUCGUCCCCCAAGAACCAGGGCUCGCCGGACGGAAAGACGAACGAGGAGGUCAUACGACAGCUGCGCGAGCUUGCCGAGGCCGACGGCGGGGCCGUGCAGAUAGCGCCUCGGGAGGAGGCAGAGCAGGGUGCCCAUCAGUUGCCAUCGUGGGAGCCGUCAGAGCACAUCACUGGAAGUGGAAAUUUUGCCACGGAGAACAGCCAUGAAGUUCUUGCAACCAUGCCGACCCCUGGUUAUGAGAAUGGUGGAUGGAACAACAACAGCAAUUAUCAUGCCCUAAAUGAUGUAUGCAAGAACGAGUACGAACAUGAGCAGGCUCCGGUUGGAUCAGCUGAAGCAUGCUUAUCAUCAUUUGUUCAGAUGUCGGAACUUUGCCCCAGCAUGAGCAAUGGUAGCACCAGGGAUGACAGCCAGCAGGCCAAUCUUGGCAUUGGCAUGUCAAUGCAAACUUUCCCCAAAAGGGGUGGCUUUGAUGUUGUUGCUGGCCCUGAUCGGGACAUUGUCAUUUCCCGCUAUAAAGAAAAGAGGAGGACAAGAAGAUUCGACAAACAGGUCCGGUAUGAGUCCCGCAAAGCUCGUGCCGACAGCAGGCUGAGGAUCAAGGGGCGUUUUGCCAAGGCAAAUCAGAUUAACCCUUGAUCUUGCAGUAUACUAUUAUGCAUCUUGGACCAAAGGAGGAACGCUAAUUAGGAGAGAGUGCAGAUAAUACAAAAAGGCGUCAACAUUUUGUUUGCCUUCAGUGUGGCAGAUGAUAGCUCAUAUACAAACUUGAUAAUGUAUAUCGCCUACAUAUGGCUACGCUAUGUCGAGGAGAGUUGUUUUAUUGCAACCUUUGUAUAUAGUCUUGAAGCUAUGAACUCUAUGAAGUCAGUGUUACUAUUUACAGGCAAAUUAUAGUCAUUAUGGUAUCUUGGCAUGGUUUUUAUGA
This is a messenger RNA of Brachypodium distachyon (stiff brome), 1765 nucleotides long. RefSeq names its product zinc finger protein CONSTANS-LIKE 13. The record is from RefSeq and is a predicted model, not a curated record. The coding region runs from base 292 to 1476 and encodes 394 amino acids. NCBI's taxonomy places the organism in Eukaryota, Viridiplantae, Streptophyta, Magnoliopsida, Poales, Poaceae. Gene Ontology annotation, molecular function: zinc ion binding; protein binding. The transcript is spliced from 4 exons.